Stegodyphus dumicola is the source of this 3763-nucleotide messenger RNA. RefSeq names its product neuropeptide F receptor-like. Gene Ontology annotation, molecular function: neuropeptide Y receptor activity. Gene Ontology annotation, biological process: G protein-coupled receptor signaling pathway. The record is from RefSeq and is a predicted model, not a curated record. Lineage: Eukaryota; Metazoa; Arthropoda; Arachnida; Araneae; Eresidae. Gene Ontology annotation, cellular component: membrane.
CUGAAAGAAAAUAAAUUAGAGCCAAAGUAUAACGCUAGCGCGUGUUGCUCAUUUUCAUUCAAAACGAUCUUUUCUGCAACUUCAAAAGUUUUCUCUGGCAUUGCGAAGUGAUGAUACUUUCUUAAUAAGAAUAGAAGAUUACUACAUUUUAGUAUGGCUUCUGACGGACUUAUAAGAAAGACUGAUGGAAUGCAAUGGGAAUAGAGUAAUUUUUAGAGACAAGUGAAGAAAUAUUUUAGUCAUGACCAAUUUUAUCUUCCCUUCGAAUGGAACUGAUCUUAACUUCAACUUCACCUUCAACUUCAGCUUUAAGCAAGCUUUAGAUGUUCUAGAAGAACAUUUCUCCAAAGACAGAAUUUUCGAUUAUGAAACAGAGACGAUUAUCAUAACAUGCUACGCUUUGCUGAUGGCUACUGGUUUGUUUUGCAACCUUCUCGUGUGUUGUGUAGUGCUCGCAAACACUAAAAUCAGGUCAUCUCGUAAUGUGCUGGUCAUCAAUCUCAACUUAUCAGACAUUAUUCUCUGUGUCUUCUGCAUGCCUUUUACCCUACUGGUGCUCAUCCGAAGAAGUUGGUUCCUCGGGGCUAUCCUCUGCAAACUUGUUCCCUUCGUCCAAGCAUCCACCAUCUUUGUAUCAGCUGCUACUGUACUCGCCAUCGCUAUUGAUCGUUACAAAGCCGUCAUCAGUUUCAAUCCCAAACAUCCAAAAGGGAACAGAAGAGAUAUGUUAUUCAACACCACCUUGAUAUGGCUAACGGCUUUCUUCUUCUCUGUACCCAUAUCCAUAUUUCAAGGAACAGUUCCAGUUGGGUUACCAGGACUACACAUGUAUUACAAGUGUGUUGAGCUCUGGCCUAGUUCCUUAUACAAGGGCAUGUAUACGGUGCUCAUAUUGGUGGUUCAGUUCGUCAUACCAGUUUUGGCUUUGUCGAUUACACAUUGCCAUAUACGGUCCCAUUUAAACGCCAGGGUCAUAAAGGUAGACAGUGAAAAGUUGAAAGAUCAGGGUUCCAACAUGAACCGCGAAAGAUUGCAGAGAGAUCUAAGAAGAAAUACUCGCGCUACCGUGGUCCUAUUGAACAUUUCAGUAGUCUUUACCGUUAGUUGGUUACCGUGGAAUAGUCUCAACCUCCUCGCUGAAUUCAAUCCUGAUUUUAUGGAUCCUAAGAAUCUCUAUCUUGCCUUCGCUAUCUGUCACAUGACAGCGAUGUCCUCUUCCGUUACGAAUCCAAUACUGUACGGAUGGCUGAAUAGUAAUAUUCGUCGAGAAAUGGUAAAACUUUGGUGGGUGCUUUCCAAGGUUGGUACAGCUUUCGUUUCUAACCGAAGUUCCCAGACGGACAACCAAGCUGUCCCGCAGAACCAUACCAUGAUUCGCUCUUCAGGAGGUGACUCGACAUUAAAGAGUAACAACCCAGAAAGUCAUGUUUAAUUAAUAUAAAAAUCAAUUAAAUUUUUACGUGUAAACUAAAACAAAUCCUUAAUAAGUAUUUCUCACAUAUGUGAAUUACGUAUAUAUGGGACAAACGUUUCAACAACAAGAACAACAAAAAUAUGUUGUAGUGUUAAAAAAAGUUCAAGAUAUACUUACACUUUUCAAUGAUUAAUAUAAAAGUUAAAAUUUCAACUUCUUAUUUCUUGAAUACUUCACUUUAAAUUGUUUGAGACUUUUCCUACCAUUCCCUUUCAUUUUCUCUGCCCAUAAUCGAAAGAUCAAAGAAAACGAAAAUAACUCGGAUAUUAAUUUUAUUAUUCGCAUUUGCUUCAAUGCAAUGGUUCUGAACCUGUUUUACCCCAUGCACCUCUUUCACCAUUGCUAAAAAAAUAUUCCCUCCUCCUAAACUAAACACCAAAAUUACAUAUCCACUUAUGUAAGUUUAGAAUAUUUUUAAUGAUUUAUAACUUAAAGAAUAAAAAAUAGAAAAUUUUGAUAAAUACCAAAACGUAGAUGAAAGUAGCUUUUUAUAUUCCUACAAAAAAAUAAAUAAUUAACAGGUAAAUAAAAGACUAACUCCAUUCCUCUCCCUGAAACUAUGAUCCCUCCAAAGAAGGAUUUUUCCCGGUUGAGAAUCCUAGCUUUAGCCUUUCCUUUCAUACUACAGUUUUUCAAUUGCUCCUUUCAUAUUGCUGUUCAUCAAUUUUUUUCAAACAUUAUAUUGCCAAUCGCUUUUUUGAUAAUUGAUAAUUUUGAUAAUUUUGACAAUUUUAAUAAUUUUAAUUUUGAUAAUUUUGACAAUUUUGAUAAUUUUGAUUUUUGAUAAUUUUGACCCUGAAUAACCAUUGAAAUUACUGUGUACUCUAGUUUAUUCGGGGUCAGAUUAUCCGUUUUGCGAAUAAUCUGUGCGUGGCGGUCUCACGCACGCAAACUCAACGCUGCACAAACUCAAAGCUAUUUUCUUCCAUAAUUUGAGGUAAACCUAAAAGUAGAUUCACAUAUCAGACACGUUUAACAACUGUGUGAAGUUUGCAUGCGUAGGCAGUAUAUGUUUAAUUAUUCAAAGAAAAAUAUUUUAAAUUUCAAAACGCACUGAAACCGACAAAAAGACUAAUUCCGGGUACUAGUUUGUAGAGACCUUAAAUAUCUAGGCUCGAUGAAAAACCAAACCUAAUAUUUUUCGAGAAAAGCAGCAAAUUUACAGAAAGUUAAAUGGCAACUAGCGAAUAAAGCAAGGGAAAAAAAUAAAAUAAAAUGUCCUUUAAUAUGCGACAAAUACCGUGCAUCAUUAAAACCUAAACCAAAAAUCACCAUCCAGAAAGCUUAGAAGUCAAACCAUUUUUACCUUAACUAAUUAAAUUGCUCAUAGCAGCUCACACCCUACACUUUAUCCUUAAGAAUAUAUAUUAAGAGUUCCUUAAGGGAGUAAGCAGCUGUAGAAACUUGCGUUUUCCAAAAACUUCCGCCAUGAUGGUAAGUAGAGCAGAAAUCGCCAAAUGUGGACAGCUUAAGAAUGAAAAAGAUCUCCAAGCCGCGGUUGCAUAUUUCAUAAGUGUACACCUAUAUCGCCACCGAGGGAGUGUCUUCUAGAUUGGAGCAAUGGACUUCCAGUAAUAUUUCUGUGAUUUCACAUGACAGUUAUUACAUGGCCACAGAUUCCUAGUUAAGUGAAAAUACGAAAUGAAUAACCUUGAAACACCUUCAAAGAGCAGUAAAUAAGUAAAUAUUCAAUGAAAGCAAUAAACAUGUAGAAAAAGUCAAAAAUACGUAAAAAACAGAUUGCCAAGAAAUAACACUAAUCUUAAAGAAUCACAAUAAUAUAAAUUAGAAUAUACCAGAUAAAUUAAACUUACAAAUUCUCGAAACAGUUUUUGUAAAUUGUAGAAGCAGAAAUAUUAUGUCAAAAGGAUAAAUAGUUUUUUUUUUAAUGCUAAGAUUUGGCAAGGAAAAUUCAAACACAAAACAAAACUCCCACACAUUCACUAAAAAAAUCAUGACCUUUAAUUUCUUUCAUUCUCUUUGUAGUAUGUAAUGUAAUAUUUGUGAUUUUGUUUCUGUCUCUAGCGUUUACCUACUUCUACAAAAGAACAGAAAUGGAUUCUAAAUCUUCUAAAUCAUCAGACGUCUUUCAAAAAAAUGUUGAAAAUCCUUAUGCGGAUAACAUACCUGAAGUCAAACUACAAUAUCUUACAUUUAAAGAUUAUUAGAAUACACAUGUAUUAAUUUAAUCUAUUGUUUGUUCAUGUCUUCAUUCCUGCAACGACUGGUGAACAACGUUCUAGUAAAUGUGUCCUACCUUUUUUUCUGCAAACUACUUAUAUAAAUAGU